Messenger RNA from Athalia rosae (coleseed sawfly), 3015 nucleotides. RefSeq lists its product as uncharacterized. The record is from RefSeq and is a predicted model, not a curated record. Lineage: Eukaryota; Metazoa; Arthropoda; Insecta; Hymenoptera; Athaliidae. The coding region runs from base 227 to 2527 and encodes 766 amino acids. The transcript is spliced from 2 exons.
GGGCGCAGAGGUUGUGGCACGGAGGAAUAGUUUGAAACAUUUUUUAUGUCAACAGACUUCCGAUGCCGUUGGAAAACGUUGGAAAUCUGUAUGCUGUGUUUCUCGUUAUAGUCGUUAUCAAGAGUAGUGUUAUAAAAGCAACAUUCACGACUGCGGAAAAAACGGAAAACGGUAACAGCUCGUUGUGCUGCUACCUCAAUUGGGCUGUACAAAUAUAGCUCACACGAUGAAGAAGGUUGAAGCAUUUUAUCGGGAAUCAUCAGUCAGAACUUUCAACUCUCCUGCAGGUAGUAGGAUUGUGCAAAUAUCUUCAAAUCAUACCUAUGAUCAUGUUAGUCUCGACGUAACCCAGUGCGAUGCUGACCAGCAGACACUGGAUGAUCUUGUAGACAAACUAUCUAAGCUGAAAAUCAAUGUCAAUAGACAACCUUCCAUCAUUUUGGCAGGAAAUUCCCCAAGAGAAAGCGAGUUUCAAAGAUCUAUAGAUUCUUUUAAUGACUCAAGACAUUCUACCAUUCUGGCUGGUCGAUUGGAUAACUUAGAUUCAGAACAGGAUUCUCAAAAUGUCACUGUUUAUUCAGAAAAAGCAAUGAAUGAGUCAUUGGACCACAACAAAGGAAUCCUUGAAAUAUCUCUACAAACUGAUGAUAAGGAUAUUAACGUUGGAUUGCAUAGUUCAGAAUUAUUGUACCAUGCAGAUGGUCACGAAAUUCAUAGAAAAGAUUCUCUGAAACCAUCUAUUCCACAACCUCAGCAAAAUGUAACUUAUCAAGAAGCUUAUCAAACAGAUCAGACAUUGAAAAUACUUUUUCAACAAUUUUUGAAGGCUCCAAAAAAUUUCACGGAACAAUUAGUGACUACAUUUGAAGAAUUUGUGCUGCAGCCAACUCUUGAAAAAACAAAUACGGCUGAUUUUAGUGUGAACGGAGUAGGUGAGAAAUUUGAAAAAAUUUGCGAGCAAUAUUGUGAAAAAAUCGAUGACGAAACAAUGCCUGACUUUGGUGUAACUUAUUUGCACUUCUUCUCUCUUGUGGCCGAUGACAAUUUUGGCAAGUCAACUUCAGACAGUGCAGAUACUACGUGUAGAAGAGAAAUAUCCUCACUGCUGCAGAAUUUCACCAAACCAAAAUCUACAAACCGCAUAAAUGAAGCCCACAGAAGUAGGUUGCAAUUAUCUCCAGGUACAGCUGCUGAUAAACAUUUUGACACCACUUGUGGUUUUGAAACCCUAGAGAAAUUAUGUCGUUCUAUUUCACCUACCAAACAAAAAAAAUGUAACUUGCUGCACAUUGAAAGUUCCUGCACAGCCAGCUGCAAAAAACUACUUCAGAAACAAAAUGAUCAAAUGGCUGCUCGACGUAACAGCGUGCAUCUUAUUGAGGAUGUUGGAGAACAUGCUCCCCAGAAUAAAAAUACACCAAUUAUAUUGCUCAAGGGAAAAAAUGCUACUGAAAAGUUUGUUAAGGAUUUAACAUCACCUAUACCAGAUGAAAAUUCAAGGACAAAAAUAAAAAUCAAUCAGGAAAAUAGCUGCAAAAAGCCUUAUGCAGAUGAAAUUAGAGAAAUUUUGAAUGCACGUCUAGUAGAAAAGCGAAAGAAGUGUUUCGAAGCCACUACCAAGGGAUAUGAAACACGGAAGAGCCCAACUAUAAGUAAAACUUCUGGAUCCUCAUCAAAAGUAAUGGAUAAAAAUAACAUUUCUACUACUUCUAGUGACAACCGGAUAUUUUUAAACACGAUGUCUGCUUGUAUGGAUUACUUCCAGGAUCUACAAGCUUUUCGUAGCCAUAGAAAUUCAUUGGAAUGUAUUUCUGAAAGUACCAGAGAAAUAGAGUCAAUGAAAAAUAGCAUGUUUGAUUUGAAAUCAGUCGAAAUUGUCGAGACAUUUCUUGUGCCAGCCCAGAACUGUGCCCAGUAUCAAUUAAAUUUUGAACAACCAUCUACAACUUCUACACCAGAUUCAGGUGCGGAAAAAACAAAUUAUAUUGCUGAAACUUAUAUAUCUUUGCCUGGCAAUACACAGAAUACUACGGCUCACACUGGAAUUGAAACUUCACAGAGAAACAAUACUCGAUCCUCAACUCGCAAGGCUUCUUCAACUACUCGGGCUAAACAUUUAUCGCACAAGAAAAAUAAGAUUCUCGGUAAUAAAGAUGUUCAGCCGUGUUUGCAUUCAAAUGUAUCGCGAACCCCACUUGCAAUGCUUCAUGCAUCAAACGCUAGCUCAAAUUUAGAAAAUGAUUCGCUUAACUACAUAGAUGUAAGAUAUCCUGAUAAACUCUUAAAUACACCACCAAUUAUUACAAUUACCAAUACGUCAUCGUCACGUGAUUCGCCGCAUAAAUGGAAUCGACUGAAUAACCUGCAGGAUAAAACCGCGUUGAUAGAUUGUAAAAAAAAACUAAGUUAUUCCAAUAAUGCUACACCGAAGUCGCGGAGGAAAAAAAAAUAUUUUUGGACUGCUGGCGAAACACCGACUGUCGGAAAAAUGUGGCAAAAGAAACGAUUUUUUGAUUCUCCAAAAUAAACGAAUUACAUCAGAAUGUUCGGAAAUUAUUUACUUUCAUUAACAGAUCAUAAAUGCCGAUAUUAAGAAUGCUAAACCUUUUGCGCUGGUCGCAGAAGAGAAGUUUUUUUUUUUCAAAUCUCUGAGAUCGCAUGCUAAUCAAAUACUUCCAUGAAUGUAAUGAACUAUUUUGAUAGAUCAUAGUUUGAUACUCCGUUGAUAAUUGAUUUUGUCUAUCAAUGAGCUAUGAUUCUUAGACUGUAAAAAUAUACUUGUUAUUGUCGUAUUUAUUAGUUGUAUUCUUGAUGAUAAAAAUCGGUAACUCAAUUAAUGUGCGAGCAUAAGAUAUAAUUAUGAUAAGAAAUGUAUGGCUAAUAAUUUGACAGUAGUUUGAAAAAGCUCUGUGCCAGGGCUUAAUUAUUGAUAAUCGUGCCAUGAAAUGUGUAAAAAAUCAUAAUUCCUGUAAAUAUUUACGUGAAAAGAAUUUAAUAAAGACAUUUUCCAACUUA